Oncorhynchus kisutch (coho salmon) is the source of this 3764-nucleotide messenger RNA. It is a transcript of the gene slc35a3b, whose product is annotated as solute carrier family 35 member A3b. The record is from RefSeq and is a predicted model, not a curated record. Gene Ontology annotation, molecular function: pyrimidine nucleotide-sugar transmembrane transporter activity. Bases 800 to 1804 code for a protein of 334 amino acids. Gene Ontology annotation, cellular component: Golgi membrane. Lineage: Eukaryota; Metazoa; Chordata; Actinopteri; Salmoniformes; Salmonidae. Gene Ontology annotation, biological process: pyrimidine nucleotide-sugar transmembrane transport. The transcript has 8 exons.
ACUCCAUGUAAUUGCGGUCAGCCAGCUGGUCAAACAGAUGACUGAAAUGAACGAGUCACUCCGAAAAACGAAUCAUGACUCUUGAGUCAGUAAAAAGAGUCGUUCAAAAAAGAACGAGUCACUCGCGAACAGCACAUCACUAGCAUAACCGUGCGCGCGCUGAAAUCUACGUUCACCAUAUGACUUUUAACGUUGCCCAACAACGGGCGAAAUGGCGCGAAAAGGGUGUGUCCCCUGCUAGAGUUAGCCGCAGGCGGACAAGCAUUAUUCACCAUCGUAGAACGGAUGAAGCCUGACCUGGAAUGUAACGCUAACUGAAGCCGGCUAGCUUCAUAAAAGCCUGAGUACAUCUAGCUCGUUUCGCAGUAUAUAUAUAUUUUUUUAAGGAUAAAGUAUUUUCAACCGACUUUACGCUUCCCCUGAAAAACGGAUGAGGGAACUCCGCUCAGACACAGAGUUUCUAAACCUCGGUUAGGGAAAAGUAAACUGAAACAUGUUGAUGGUUUGUGGAGGAAGGUUUCAGCCAGAUGUACAAAGAGAAGUACUGAGAAAGAAACCCCACAUUCCUGGAAUGAACGUAUUGACAUCAGCAUCUCUGCCAUCUAGACUAUUUAUUUCUGCCAGAAGUCUGUUAGACCAGUCGGAAGAGUGGGACAGUGUGAGAGAGAGAGAGUUAUUUGAAUAAAUUGUCGUCAUCAUAAGUAUUUCCCCCUGCUCACCUCUCCUACUACAGCCUAACCCAGGGUUGUCCCCUCUGGCCUCGCCCCCUGGCUCUGAGGAGUCGUCCUGCCACGUCUCCAUGUCGUUGCCCUCAGCCUCCCAGUCGCGGCUGAAGUACGUGUCCCUGGGAGUGCUGGUGCUGCAGACCACUUCGUUGGUGCUCACCAUGAGGUACUCGCGCACGCUGCUGGGCGAGGGGCCGCGCUACCUAGCCUCCUCAGCCGUGGUUUCGGCCGAGCUGCUCAAGAUCCUCACCUGCCUGCUGCUCGUCUUCUACGACCACAGCUUCAGUGUUCGGGCAUUGAAUCGUGUGCUGAAUGAAGAGAUUCUCAACAAGCCCAUGGAGACGUUGAAGCUGGCCAUCCCAUCAGGCAUUUACACACUCCAGAACAACCUGCUUUAUGUCGCCCUGUCCAACCUGGAUGCUGCUACCUACCAGGUGACGUACCAGCUGAAAAUCCUGACCACGGCCCUGUUCUCAGUGUCCAUGCUGGGGAAGAGACUGGGGCUCUACCAGUGGCUAUCUCUGCUCAUCCUCAUGACUGGUAUCGCUCUCGUACAGUGGCCUACAGAGUCUCUGGGUGGGCCAUCUUCGAAGCCUCUGUCUGCAGGCUCCCAGUUAGUCGGUGUGAUAGCCGUACUAAUAGCCUGCUUCUCCAGUGGCUUCGCUGGAGUCUACUUUGAGAAGAUCCUCAAAGAAACCAAACAGAGUGUAUGGGUCCGCAACAUCCAGUUAGGUUUGUUUGGUCUGGUGUUUGGUCUUAUUGGAGUGUUUGUGUACGACGGAGAGAGAGUGAGGGAGUCCGGAGUGUUCCAAGGCUACAACUCACUCACCUGGACUGUUGUGGCCCUGCAGGCUCUGGGCGGGUUGGUCAUAGCAGCAGUCAUUAAGUAUGCAGACAACAUCCUGAAGGGCUUCGCCACGUCACUCUCCAUCAUCCUGUCGACACUCAUAUCCUACUUCUGGUUGAAGGACUUCGACCCUACCAGUGUGUUCUUCCUGGGAGCAAUGCUGGUCAUUGCUGCCACCUUCCUCUAUGGCUAUGAGGGCAAGAGGCCUGCCAUCAACCACAGCAAAGUAUAGAGCGUCUCCCCUCCACCACCCCACAGCCCAGAAACCUCAAAGAAGAGACACACGGAGCAAGAUGGAGGGAGGAAUAUGUUGCCAAGAAGUGGUGCUGAGCAAUUAACCAAAAUGUUGGUUAUUUUUCAGUUUUAAAACAACUAAUUGACCGACCUUAGUUCAAUUAUUUGAAUUUCAUUCCAUUUAAUUUUUAAUUUCUUUGCUCAAUACACACAUUGCGCUGCAGUUUCUAUAGAGAUAAAUAAGACCAUGCCAGAACUGUGCGGUGUAGUAAGGAGUUGUAGUUUCCAACAGGCCAAUGUUCUUCAUAGUUUAGUGCAGAAAACGUGAUAAUUAACUACAAAGACCAUAAUUCAUUGCGCGGCUAGUUGACUGGUCUGUUUCUUUUACACCUGCAACGUAAGAGACGAGGGAUGAGCGAUCAAGAGUGCAUACAUCCGAGAGCAGUUGCUUCGUGAGGUAUUGGUAUUUAGCGGUCAUAAAAAGCAUGCCUUAUUUACUGUGAAGAUCUACAAAAUAGAGAUUUGUCAGAGAGCAUAGGCAGCAGCUCUAUAAGAGAAGAGAUGAUGACUUGGAAUGAAAUAAUAAAAGUCAUCAAAUGAAACAAAUGCAAUAUAUACAACUAAAAUAUUUUAUUAAAGUCAUGUGAAUAACUGAUAGUUUAAUAAGCAGUAAUGUGCAGUCACUACCAUCAUAGGACUUUUUAUUUUAUUUGGUAAUAUUCUGUGUUCCAGCAUUCAACCCAGAUAACAUACCUGCUAAAUAUCUGUAUGCAACCAAUAACAUUUGAUUCGAUGUAAUGCAUAGUGCAUUUAAUGUCAUUUUUUUUAUUUAAAUUUUCUUUUAAAAUCUGAAACCACAAAACAACCUCGAAAAGCAAUACUCACUCAGAGCUACUGAGAAGGUCCGCGUAGUCAAGGAGGAGCAGAACUCCUGGGAAAGGAGUGUAGGCGGAAGGAGUCGUAAGAUGUUUAAUGUACACAACAACAGAUGGGAGUCGCCUGGUUUCAAAACAAGGUUUUGAUUGUCCAAUACUGGUACUAGUAGUCAAGAUGGAGGUCAUAGCAUUUCUAAAGCUCUUUAUUGAAAUUCGAAGCGCUUUACGUUGCAUGGGGUUAGUAAUGCAACCACACUCUCCCAUAGUGAUGCCAUCAAGUUCUUGAUCGAACAGGCUCAUGAAUGUGACUCCUCCACAGUUCACACUUGUAUGCACGUCAAACACACACACACGUCAUGGAGCUGAAGCCACUAUGAUGCCUAAGCCGGGCAUAUGAACGGUUAUGCUCACAUGUGACCUCUCACCUCAGGGGUGAUAGAGCCAAACACACCAAAGCAUGGAAUCAUAGGAAAAUGGACUUUACAGGGAACAACGAGAAUUCAUCGACGAAUCCAAGAAUUCACUGCCAACGUUACUGUUUUUUUUAUGUUCUAUUUUUACAAAUAUUUUAUAAUGUAUUUGGGGAGUAGGGGAAUGGGAAUUUGUAGUAUGAAUGUAUUUUAGGGUACUGAUGGUCAGUAAGGGGGAGGACAUUUAAAUGAAUGUAAUGCCUCACAGGUUACCGCCCCUCAUUUGUUUUUGAGUGACAGCUCCACCCAGUGGGAGCGUUGGGUUGUAGCACAUUUACUGCAGAGGGGAGGGGUUGAGACCAAUGACUGUAGAGAUACUGGAUGUCCUUUUAUUGGGGACAAGGAAGAAAAAGAUUAAAGGAAGGAAUGCUUUAAACUUGCUGCUCAUUGUCCGGCCAUUCAGAUCCAAAGAAUUACACAUCCAGUUGCUGAUGUUUUUAUGCAAAAAUGGCCUGUCGUGCAAGAUAAAAUGAAUAAAUUAAGUGAUCAAAUGUAAAAUAAGGGUUUAAACCGAUGUUUUGUAUUGUGGAUGUUGUUUCAUCUAGGUAUGAAAUCCCAAUGCAGGAUUGUUUGAUGAGUAAGAGGUCAUAAAUUAUUUGAUGUUUCUCAACAA